AUGGGUGCCAGUUGGGGUGGGGCCAAGAAUGGUGACCGGAGAUUGGAAAGCCAGUUAGGAAGUUACCACCCUAGUCCAGGCAUGAGCUGGGGUGAUGCCAAAGACAACAAAAAUGUCAGUUGUAUUCUUGACCUCUCCAAGUGUCCUUCUAUUCAGGGAAAAAAGUUGUUUGCUGAGCCCAAGGAUGCUGGUUUUUCACUUAGCCACGAUAUCAGUAGUCAUUUGUCCAGCCUUUCAAUCUGUGGAAACAAGAUCCCCACCCCCCACCCCACCGUGAGGGAGGAAGCUUUGUGUGCCCCAGAUAACUCGAAUGCCAGUACUGAAAAUCAGGGCCAGAUUAAGAUGUACAUCAAUGAAGUGUGUCAGGAGACUGUGCCACGUUGCUGCAACUCAUUUCUGCAGCAGGCCGGAUUAAAUUUGUUAAUAAGCAUGACAGUUAUUAAUAACAUGCUUGCCAAGUCCGUUUCAGACUUGAAGUUCCCUUUGAUAUCUGAGGAAAGUAGCUGUGGUAAGGUUCAGGUUUUAGAACCGCUGAUGGGUUUGUCUGAAAAGCCAGUCUUGGCGGGGGAGUUGCUGGGUGCCCAGAUGCUGUUCUCAUUCAUGUCCCUCUUUGUCAGAAGUGCAAACAGAGAGGUUCUCCUGGAAACUCUCACCCCUUAAAUGGCCUUCUGGGACAGCAUGGGACUGAAUCCACACAAACGAACCCUGUUAGGUUUGCAGAUGUCAAAGAAUCUGCAGUGGGUGCUACUGAGGAUCCAGCCUUAGGCAGUCACCCUGUGGUUGGGUGCACGUUCAGAAGCUACAUUGAGGACCACACUCUUAUUGGCCAGGCAGGCCCCCCACCCCGCGCCCGCCGCAGAGCUUUGGGUAAUUCGUUGGUUUUGCAGUCUGCAGGCAUCGUGCAUUGUAAAUUACUCCCUUGCAGCCCUCUUCAUGCAGUAAAGGGCUUGCUGUGGCGCCUGCCGCGGAUAACGCACAUCAAACGAGAGCACCACCAGAGCUCUCAUUGCCUGUGACGGUCUCCCUGUCUGAGCGGGACCACUUUGCAGAGGCCAGGCCCAUCUGGGAGCUCACGCUGAAAAUGCAUCUGCCGCUGCCUAUGUCAAAGUAUUUUCCUUUUCUCUUUCUUCGACACCAGCCAGUGGAUGGUGAACCUGUUCAUCCAAACAGUGCACUCCCCUUGUAUCCAUUGUACCGACUUAACUUCCCCCGCCCAAGUCUGCAUCUGUGUGUAUCAUCAAUAAACUUGUGUGCUUUGAUUGGC
Messenger RNA from Sciurus carolinensis (gray squirrel), 1264 nucleotides. Its product is annotated as protein ARMCX6-like. Gene Ontology annotation, cellular component: mitochondrion. The transcript is spliced from 2 exons. Bases 1 to 660 code for a protein of 219 amino acids. NCBI's taxonomy places the organism in Eukaryota, Metazoa, Chordata, Mammalia, Rodentia, Sciuridae. The record is from RefSeq and is a predicted model, not a curated record.